Messenger RNA from Nylanderia fulva, 1245 nucleotides. RefSeq names its product ATP synthase, subunit C (gene ATPsynC). Gene Ontology annotation, molecular function: proton transmembrane transporter activity. Gene Ontology annotation, biological process: proton motive force-driven ATP synthesis; proton transmembrane transport. The record is from RefSeq and is a predicted model, not a curated record. Lineage: Eukaryota; Metazoa; Arthropoda; Insecta; Hymenoptera; Formicidae.
CGGAAGUCGGUCCGUUCCGCUGGCAGUCGCGGUAGUCGAGAUAGGUCGAUCCUGUCGCAGGCAAGUUUCGCUCGCCUUCCACUCAUACUCGACUUAACAUUCCAAGGGCCGUCUCUCUGCAACACUGCUCUCUGGUAAGUGCGACCGCCUGCUGCUCGGCGAAGUACCCUUUGUUGCGUUAGAAGCCUAUCAGACACCAUCAGCAAACGUCAUCAUGUAUGCCUGCAGCCGAUUCAUCGCGCCUGUCGCAAAAUCCACCCUGGUCUCCGGCACCAAGACCUAUCUACGGCCACUGAGCAGUGCUGUGAUUAGCCAUAGCCAGUACUUACAGCAGAAUCAUGUUCAGACACCAGUUAGUUUGUCACCAAUUGUGCGCAACUUCCAAACUUCGACAGUCAGUCGUGACAUCGAUUCCGCUGCGAAAUUCAUUGGAGCUGGUGCUGCCACUGUAGGUGUAGCAGGAUCUGGUGCUGGUAUCGGAUCCGUAUUCGGUUCGCUGAUCAUCGGCUAUGCCAGGAAUCCUUCCUUGAAACAGCAAUUAUUCUCGUACGCCAUUCUGGGUUUUGCCCUAUCCGAGGCUAUGGGUCUCUUUUGUCUUAUGAUGGCUUUCCUGCUCCUAUUCGCCUUCUAAGCCACAAUAUCUGCAUAAGAAAUUGCUGAUAUAGUUUUAGUGCGUCACUGCCAAGGCAGCGUCGUCUGGCUCGCCUGGGGAAAGACGGCGCCUGCCUCUGGUGCGCGGGAUGCCAUGAAAUCAUUAGAGAAGCUCAGAUUUCCGUGGGUUCGGUGGGGUUGCGACGGCGCGGCAAUGAACAAGAGUUACAAUUAAAAAGCUACAUGUUACACAUGUCAAUGUCCGCGGAUCGUCUCGGCCCCUUUCCAAGUCUUCAGCUUGUUUGUAAUCAUUUCAUGGCCUACUGUCUCAUGUAGCGUAUAAACUCACAUUGUUAUAAAAUAAUGGAUUUCAGUGUAACAAGAACGAAUAAGACAUUAUUGAAAGUUAAAAGAAAAGAAAAAAUAAGCGACAGCUUCAUCCGCAUAUACCUAUGGAUUACACGUAGGUAUUCACACACUCCGUUAUAGUAUCCUACGCGAGAUAGUACACUUUCUGAAAAAAUCCUCUUGUCACCUUAAAGGGUUCAUCAUUGUUGUGCCGUCGCGUACGCACGUUGUUAAGGUAACUCUUGACGAUAAAAAAAAAACAACCAAAACUGUACAGUGAUACCGAAUAAACAUCUUUGUCGUGAA